AGUCGUCCGCUGCAGGAGGCUGGGACGGCCGUGGCUGCUGUCUUUGCGAAGGAAUGUCUCUGCAACGUAUAUGUUGGGAUGACGGUGCGAUGGCUGCUUGUGGACAAGGUGUCAAGAAUGAUAACUGGUGAAGGCCAUGAUAGUGACUCCCAGCUACGACUGAACACCUGGUCGCGUUUAACAACACGUAUCUCUAAUUAUUCUCCACACUGAAGAUGACCUUAAGCAUGGAGCCAUAAUUUUUUGAGCAAUAAGCCUUUUCUUUUAAUUACUUCUUUUGUAUCAGUCGGCGGAGCACUUCAUAGCAUCCAAGUUCUGCUAGAGUAAACGAAAACACACUACAGCAUGUUCUCGGCUUUGAAGAAGCUAGUGGGUUCUGAGCCGGGCCAGCUCAGGGAUAAGAACAUCCCUGCUGGCCUGCAGUCCAUGAACCAAAGUCUGCAGAGACGCUUCGCAAAAGGCGUCCAGUACAACAUGAAAAUAGUCAUCCGGGGCGACAGGAACACUGGCAAGAGCACUUUAUGGCACCGACUGCAGGGGAAGAAGUUUGUCGAGGAGUACAUUCCCACUCAGGAGAUCCAGGCCACCAGUAUCCACUGGAAUUAUAAAAUGGCUCCAUACCAAGCGACUGAUGAUGUGGUCAAGGUGGAAGUGUGGGACGUGGUAGACAAGGGCCAAAAACACCCUCUUCCUGAAGGUGUAGGUAAAGGCAAAAGGCGCGGCGAGAAUCUGAAACUGGAAAAUGAGCCGCAAGAGUCAGAUGAAGUUGCGCUGGACGCUGAGUUCCUGGAUGUGUACAAGAACUGCAAUGGUGUGAUCAUGAUGUUUGACAUCACCAAGCAGUGGACAUUCAGCUACAUUCUGAGGGAGCUGCCCAAAGUGCCCACACAUGUACCUGUGUGUGUACUGGGAAACCACAGGGACAUGGGAGAACAUCGGGUCAUCCUGCCAGAUGACAUUCGAGACUUGAUUGCUGGACUCAACAGGCCGAUGGGAUCGUCCUAUAUCCACUAUGCCGAGUCGUCAAUGAAGAACGGAUUUGGUUUGAAGUACCUGCACAGGUUCUUCAACAUCCCCUUUCUUCAGCUCCAGAGGGAGACGCUGUUGAGGCAGCUUGAAACCAACCAACUGGACAUGGACGCCACUCUGGAAGAGCUCACUGUACAGCAGGAAACUGAAGACCAAAACUAUGACAUUUUCCUGGAAAAUCUGGAAACUCGCAGCAAAGGCUAUGGCUCCCCGGGUGCAGCCAACGGUCAGAGCCCCUCCUCUGGCUCACAGUCUCCCAUCGUGCCUCCCAGCGGGGCUUCCACGGGCAGUUCCAGUCCUAGCACUCCUCAACCUCCGAUCCCAUGCCAGGCACUCCCUCAGUCACCAUUCACAACAGCAUCCACCGCCUCUCCUCCUCCUCCGGCUCCAGCAGCAGUCAGAGCAGCUUCCCCGACUUCUGAAUUGAAAUCCUCAGCCCAGUCGCCCGAGCACCUCCAGUCCAGCGCUUCAGCUGCAUCAGCCCCACAGAAACGCAGCUUCAUGUCUCGCUGGUUUGGUUCCUCUGCUGCUACUGAGGCUCCUGCCACAGCACAAGAUGAGGCCCCAGCUCCCGUGUGCCCUACUACUGUUCGCAGUGUGGAUGAUUUUGUUCCAGAUGAGAGGCUGGACAAGAGUUUCCUGGAAGACAGUCAACCUUCCAAAACCAAGCCUCAGCCACCUGUGACUGUGGACAGUGACAGUGAUAAUGAGGACAGAGGGAACCCCAUGGUGUCAGCUUUCCAAGACGAGUUGGAUCCGGAUGACACUGUCCCCAGCCUCCCUCUGUCCAAAUCUCUGCCGCCAAGUAAAGACAUAACUCUGACCAGUGACGAAGAGGACGGUGCACCGGUCAUCACAAGGGACCAGGACCUGGACAGUGAACCUGAUUUCAAAGCUCCCGUGAUCCAUCAGACCAAAGCAAAGGUAUCUUCUAGAGCUGUGGAGCCCAGAGCCGCGUCCAUCUCCCUCACCCUGACUCCAGCGGCAGAACAGCCUGGGAGACCACAUGAGAAGAAGAGCAGUCCGUCACGAGCUGAGGAUUCAGACACUGACCCCGAGGCACCGGUGGCACAGCAGAUGCUCUCCUUUGUGAUGGAUGAUCCUGACUUUGAGUCUGAAGCCUCUGACACUCCUAAAGUAGUUAAGUCCACCUUCCCAGUCCGGGACGAGCUGCUGUCCGACCUCUCUGAUGACGAGGAAAAGUUGGUGAAGGUCCCAGAGCCGAUGAAGCCAUCGUCCAUCUCUUUCAAACACAAGGACGACGCAGAUCUGUUUGGACUCGGCUUCUCAGAGGAAGUCCGCGCAGCUAAAGAGAGCAGCGAGGAGCAGGAAGAGAAAGAAGGCAAGCAUUCCUCCAAAGACAAGAAGAAAAAGAAGAAGAAGAGCAAAGAGGAGGAGGAGGACAAGAGUAAGAAGAAACACAAACACAGGAAAAAGGAGAAGGACGAGGCGGGCGCUGCCGAGGCAAAGGAGAAGAAGAAGAAGAAGUCCCGGAGCAAGAAAACGGACGUGGACGAGCUGGAGGACUUUCUGGGUGGAGGGACGGGAACCGUCAAACGAGACGACGGCGACUACGAGGAACUAUAAAACCUCCUUUUUUAUCCAGCAGAGCUCCAGAACAAGAACAGCACGGGUGGACUCCCCAGUCGCACAUACUGAAAACAGCAUUUUUGAGCCAUAGGUGACCAGUGAGACCAAGUAACUGGGGACGCACGGCGGCGCUUCCUCUGCACUACUUCCAUUCCGACCGAAACAAGUGACUCAUAUUGAGGGAUCACUUCCAUGUUGGUGCGUUGGCUCUUUCUACUUGACCAAGUAUAUGAAUAAUUUCUUUGGUUUGAUAAACGAUCCACUCCGAACGUCGGUGUUGUAAAUAUUGUUACCAUUAAGACUGAAUGUCCGUGUGCUUGGUGGAGCAUGCUCACGGUGACGACUGAAUUCUAGAGCUAGAGUAGUGUUCUAACCUUACCUCCCGACGUGUUGGCCUCACUGUCACAUGAUUUGUCUUGUGUCUUUAAACAAAGAUCUGGCGGGGAACGGUGUUUUACAAAUCACUCUCCAUUCAUUUUCUCCGUUCGCACGAAGACUUACAACUCCUAUUGAUGAUGAAUUCAGAUCACCUUCGGGCUUCAUAAAUGUGUCUGAGCAUAAUCCAUCUUGUACAGCAACAAUGCAAAAGUCAUUGUCUUGUAUCAACAAAGCACUCAAGGGCCUUUUUAUGAUUUAAAAAAAAAAAGUGUUUUCGCACCUCAAAAUUAAACUUCGAAAACAAGUGGAAUAAACGAAUGCUUGUCCAAGUGCGGUGAUGAUUCAUCUGAUGCCAGCAUUGAUCCGUUCGUCUGCUGUAAAAUCGUCACCACUGUCUUUGAUUUAGGGCUGGACUUCUAGCAAAUAAGCAGAGAAUGUGUUUGGUCCAAGUGUGGAUGGAGCGAUCACCAUAUCUCUUCGAGGCUCUCCUUUCCUUCACGUUUGUGAUGCCUUAUGGGAGGUGAAGACAAAGGACUUUUUUGUUACAAGUGUUCUUACUUUCAAAGUCUGAUCAGCGUUUGCUUUGUAGACGUUCACAACAAUAAUGAUCAUCUGCUACAGGUUUCACAGCUGAAUGUCGCAUCAUGAUUUGAGGACAUUUCACUACUUCAAGUCAGAUAAAUAUAUAACAAUAAUACGUGGCUGAAUCUAUUAAUCUCCACAAAUGGGCGACAAGAAUUGACUGAACUGGAAUCUGUCCUGAUGUUUGACAGUUGCUGUGACUUUUACAUUAACCUGCAUUUUACUCAUGAAAAUACAUGUGUCUUGCUUUGUGUUUAUUUAUUGUUUCCACUGGUGCAGGUGUGUGUUUGUGUGGUUUGUGCUGAAGUGUCAUCUCGUACUGUAACGCGCUCCGCUUCCUUUCGUCUCGCACGGGACCCUGACCUCCUUCACCAUCAUGUUCAACUCCUUCUCAAAUGUUGCCGAAGACAUGAAAGGAAAAAAACGUGCAUUUUCAUUCAGCUCCCAUCGUCUCCUUGCUGUCCUCAGACAGAAGGCGUUUUUAACAGUCCAAAGUUGAAACUAUGCAGCAUUGAUCCUGAUUACUGUUCGCUCUUUUUUUGUCUUCUGUCAUGUGAUUGAGGAUAAAUGCUGGAGGCAGUUUCAAGCAUGAGAUUUAAAUGUACAGCAAAAAAAAAAAAAGAAUGUAUAAAAUAUAGAAAGAUAUCUGUAAAUAUGUAUAUGUGAAGAGUCUCAUUUCAAAGUAACCAGGAGUGGAAGUUUUGAAAUAAAACUCUUCAUUUAUUUUCAGCUCAUGACAUUGUGACGUCGUCUUUACUCUCUGUGUGAGUUUGCCUGUUUGGUUCGUCCAAUAAAAGCAAACGUAUUUCCUCAUCAGCUGCUUUCCUGCCUCAUU
Messenger RNA from Synchiropus splendidus (mandarinfish), 4414 nucleotides. It is a transcript of the gene rabl6b, whose product is annotated as RAB, member RAS oncogene family-like 6b. The record is from RefSeq and is a predicted model, not a curated record. Gene Ontology annotation, cellular component: cytosol; nucleus. Gene Ontology annotation, molecular function: GTP binding. Bases 346 to 2616 code for a protein of 756 amino acids. Lineage: Eukaryota; Metazoa; Chordata; Actinopteri; Syngnathiformes; Callionymidae. The transcript has 18 exons.